This is a messenger RNA of Durusdinium trenchii, 1131 nucleotides long. NCBI's taxonomy places the organism in Eukaryota, Dinophyceae, Suessiales, Symbiodiniaceae. The record is from the annotation of a GenBank genome assembly.
AUGUCACCGACGGACCGUGCCUCCGUGCGCCAAAUUCUUGCUACAGAAGGCGUCCUGGGACUAGGUCUUGCCUUGCGCGACGAAGCACUACGCCCGCAGCUGGCCCUGCAAGCGUUGGGUGAAUGCCCUUCGGUUCGCUGUGCCACGCAGCGCCUAGCACGGCCUGAGGUGCGCCAGGCCUUUUUGGACUUCGCAGUGUGCAUGGUAGAAACGAUGCCAGCACCGCUAAAGGUGUUGGCAUUAGGAUCCGGCCAUUUGCUCUUUGAGCUGGAGUUGCUGGAGGCUUUGAGGCACCGCCUUUGCCUCAGCUUCUCGGUCAUACACCUGGUGGAUCCGCUGUAUGUCGAAGAAUGCGAGCAGCUCAAAGGACGCCAGCAUAGAAGACAUGCUUUGGAAGCAGUGGAGGCAUUCAAGUCCUGGUUUGAUGACACCUUGGUGGCAACAUACAGAUCUGUGGACCAGUUCAAUCAAGCCCAGGAUGACUCAAUGCUGGACCUUGUGCUCCAGUUGGACGCUGAAGCUCUGGACUACGACAAGGAGGUCAAACCGCUACUUGCGUGCCACUUGGCGCCUGAGGGUCGCUUCCUACGGCUUAGUGGCUGUUGUGGACACGAGGAUGGUCACUUCAAUGCAGGUCGAAGUCUUUUCAAGCGCCUCCUGGACGCCUCCGUGGAAGGUUUGUGCGAGGGUGGCUGUGGUUGCACCAGUUGGCAGAGGGCCUUCCAAGCCCCUGAGCUGCCGGCGACACGACGAAGGUACCUGGAAAGGUUCGUUCACCUUCCUCAGGAAAGCCGCGUAUCUGGGCAGCUGUGCCUGUUUCGGGUGACUGCAGAGAAGGUCCCGAAAGGUGUGGUGGUCAUCCGGAAUGCUCCACGACUUGAUGGGCAGCUGGUGGGUCUCAAACGUCAGGGUGAACUCGUGAUAGUGGACCACCAGGAAUGGCCUUGGGUUCGUUUGUCUGCUGAGGACGACUGGCUUGCAGAAAUGAGAGAGCUUUACAGGCUCGAAGGGAGGAGCGACGUUUUAAAUGCUUGGCUCCUUGGCUUGAGAGAGAGUACAGCUCCAUGCUUGGAACCGCCAGGAGCCCCUAGUAGCAUCCUUGCUCCCAGUAGCGAUGCCAGGAGCCCCUAG